AUGUCACAGAGCUUUAUCUUUCUGGGCGAUUUAGUUGUGGUUACUUCCCUCCCUCAGGAAAAUGGAGCUUUGGGCAGUGUAUUGAUAGUACAAGCCAUGCAUGGAGAUAAAGACAAAUCAGUAGAAGAUAUUGCCAUUGGCAUUAUGUGCAGUAUCACUGAAAUAAAAGAUGGAGAAAAGAUUAGUGGAAGUGAAGAGAGAGGCCAGACAAGGAAACAGAAUCGGUUUAGGGGACCUCAAAGACUCACAGACCAGUGCAGCAAAAGGGAAGAAAUAGGCCAAGCUAAACAUGAGGGAGAGUUUGAAAGGGGUAGAAGACUCAUCAAACUUUCAUGCAGAUUGCUGACGAAGCAGCAGCAGAGUGCAGCGACGUUCAGAACGAGGCCGGAACAAAUACAAACAGAUGAAAAUCAAGGGCCAUCCAGGAUCUCUGAACAAUCAGAACUGGGAACAGUGCCAUUGACAUUUGCACAUCAAGCUAUGCCACAUUUAGGUCUGGUGAGGACCUGCCAAAGUACAUGUUGUUAUUAUUACAGAGGUCACAAAUGUGCUAUAAAAUCUGAUGAGAUCAAUUCCUCAGCUGUCUGGAUAAGAUAUCAGACUUUUUCCUCUUAA
This is a messenger RNA of Callorhinchus milii (elephant shark), 615 nucleotides long. RefSeq lists its product as uncharacterized. Lineage: Eukaryota; Metazoa; Chordata; Chondrichthyes; Chimaeriformes; Callorhinchidae. The coding region runs from base 1 to 615 and encodes 204 amino acids. The transcript has 6 exons. The record is from RefSeq and is a predicted model, not a curated record.